AUGUUUAAUAAAGAAUGGAAGUUGAACGAAUAUCUAACUUAUAUACUUCUUACGUUAGUAUUUUUAUCAUCUUGGACAGACAUAAAUGGUAUAUUUACUGAACUACCUCAAAUCGUUUUAACACAACCAGAAGGUUGGAAAUUAGGUACUUAUAUUGGACUUGUUGCGAGUAUGAGUAAUAUUGCACCAUUGAUACUUGUUUUUUCUAAAUGUAUUUUUCGAAAACAAUCUCUUAAUGUUAUUCCAAUAAACUAUAUUGUUAUUAUUAUUGGUAUGUCAUCAUGUUUAUUACUCGUUUUCUUUUGGUCUAAUACAACUUAUAUAUACAAUCGAAAUCGUAGUUUAGCUCUUUUUAUUCUUACCUUCUUCCUAGCAUUACUUGAUUGUACAUCAAUGGUAACAUUUUCUCAUUAUAUGACACGUUUUCGACGUGAAUUUACAAGUGCUCUUUUUCUGGGUGAAAGUCUUACCAUGGUUAUUCCAAGUCUUCUGGCUAUGAUGCAAGGUAAUGGACAACUUACAUGUAUUCCUUCAUCUAAUAACAAUACGACUAUUGCUAUUUAUAAAACGGCUCGAUUUUCAGUUUCAAUCUAUUUUCUUUGUAUUUUUUUCAUAUUGGUUGUAUCAUUUAUUGCAUUCGUACUUCUACAAUGGACAAAAAUUGCUCAAACUAGUAGUCAAGAUGCUACCAAAGAGCCAAUGAUGUUAGAAACUAAUGAUGAAAAUGCAGUGAACAUUAUGAUUGACUCUGAUAGUACUAUCAAAUCACAACGACAUAAACUAACUCCUCUAUUUUAUCUUCUGCUUUUAUCUGGAUCAGCUUAUACAAGUUCAAUUAUAUUCGGAAUGGUUUUCUCUAUUUCAGCCUACGUUCUCAUGCCAUAUGGUCAUCAAAUUUUUUAUUUGGGUACAAUUCUUUCUCCAUGGAUGUUCUCACUUGUAUGGUUAUUUGGUACAAUUAAACCAUUUGUCGCAAAACGUUAUUUGUUACUUUUGAUUAUAUUAGGAUCGAUUACAUUUAGUUUUGAGUUAACACUAGCAUUCAAAAGUCCUUGUCCACCGUUGAUUAACACCAUGAAAGGUAAUGUUCUUAUUCUUGUUAUUUGGCUGAGUACCUUUCUUCUUCUUGGUUAUCCUCGUCUUGUUAUUGCUAAUUAUGUUCGUCUUCACUCAUCAAAUGGAAUGUUCUGGUUUGGUGCUAAUGUACAGUUCGGUGCUUUAAUGGGUUCUAUUAUUGCUUACCUUCUGGUUGAAACAUUCUCACUAUUUAAAGAACAAUUACCAUGUGAAAAGAUUCAAUGUUAA
Adineta steineri is the source of this 1305-nucleotide messenger RNA. NCBI's taxonomy places the organism in Eukaryota, Metazoa, Rotifera, Eurotatoria, Adinetida, Adinetidae. The record is from the annotation of a GenBank genome assembly.